UUUCUCAGUUCUCACAGAAGGUCAAUGGACAGUAAGUGAAGUACUAGAUUCUACUGAUCUUACUAAAGAGGCCUAUCAACGCAACUAUCAAUCACUCCUUAAAACAAGACAAUGGUGGCAAGAUCAUUGUUCUAAAGUAUAUCCAACAGAAAAGGAAGUACAACAGCAGCAGUACAUACAAGCAUUGCAACAUGAGUUGAAAGUAUUUGAAGUAAAUAAAAUCUCACUACAGGAAGCACUCCUUCAGGCUAGUCACCAAGGUGAUGUUACUGAUAAUACUUACACUAACACUCCUCCUCCUCCUCCUCCUGCUAGUGUGAAUGAUUCCAAACUGAAGAGUUCACUACAAGAAUGGAUGAACAUUACUGAAAAGAUUGAAAAUCUUAAAGCUAAAGUUGUUGAUAGUGAAACUUAUAUAGCCAUGCUGACAGAGGAGAAAACCUUAACUAAUAAAGAAAAUGAGAAACUUAAAGCAAAAAUUGCUGAUGUUGAUCUGGUAAUUGCUAAACUGACAAAAAAGAAAUUACAACUAAAGGAAGAGUUGCAGUCAAUGAAAGACACCACAACUGCUGAAUAUAAUGAGAAGCAACUAAAGGAGAGAGAGCCGGUCAAAGAUAUUGGUAUUCAGUUUGAUUAUGUUAUUCCUUCGAUGGAUACUUUAGAGUGUCUGAGUGACAUUAACAUAGCCAGUAAGAAACUGUUCCUAAUACAAGGAGACAGACCUCAACUACUAAACUGGGAGAGGUAUGGGCUAAGAAUUGGAGUAUCUGGAGGAAGCCUAACAUCCACAGAAACAGCUGAGGUAGCUGUGGUAGCUCUUGUAGGAGGACAGUUUGUGUUUCCUAAGAACACGAUACUUGUUAGUGCUGUGUAUGCCGUCUCCAUUUCCAGACCUCUCCUCAAAGCACUGAGGCUUGAGAUCCAACACUGCGUUGAUUUUUUGAGAGGAGUUAAAACAAAAUAUUUGAAAUUCGCCAUAGCUCCCAUUAGCACAGCCAGUCUUCCUUACGAGUUCUUCAUUGUUGAUGGAGGUGAAUUCAGUGAGGGGAAAUGGUACGGAUCCAUUAAUAGGGAGAAAUUUUGUCUUGUGAGUAUCGUUGGGUCCUUGACUAAUGGAGGAGAGGAGGAGGAGGAACAAGAAGGAGAGGGAAAUGGAGGAGACCAUAAUGGAGAGAAUGAAAAUGGAGGAGAAGAUCAUGAAAAGGAGGAAGGAGGAGAGGGACAGGAACAAGGAGCAGGAACUAUGGAAGAGGAAGAAGAGAAAGGAAAGGAAGAUGAGGAAAACGGUGAUGGAGUACAAGAGAGAGAAGGAGAUGAGACUGAGGAACAAAAACAAGAGACCAAAGGACAGCAUACACUGCAAGGAGAGGAAGGAGAAAAUGAUAAAGAAAAAUCCUCCACUGGUGUGGCAAAAGCAAUAAUGUAUUCUGGAAUAACUUAUUAUGAACAAGAUGGAGCAGAGGAUCUAAUGACAUUUACUGCUGCAAAGAAUUUAAAUGCACUCCUUGAGUUUGUUCAAAAUUAUCACAAGGAGUCUAAAAUGGGACAGAAUAUAACCUUUCGGAUAAAAGAUGAUAAUGAAUAUAUUGAGCUGGUUCUUGAUCAUACUCCACAAGAUGACCCAUUUACUGGUUGGAAAAUCAAACCACACAUUAAACCUUCCAGACUUUAUAAAGAAGAUAUUGAUAAUUUUGGUGGAGUAGAGUAUCCCUUGCCCCCCACUUGCUUGAUUUCAGUUUACGGGUCACCUGCCCCUGGUACUGAAGCUAUGCUACACUAUGCUAUACCAAUUGAAGGUGUAGUCCAUCCAGUAACAAUCUUCAUCCACAGAUCAUUAAGAAAUUCUCCUCAUCCUUCAUCAGCAUCAGCCACUACUGCAGUACAAACUGGAGCACAAGCUAGUCCUAGUGUAUCUACAGAUCAACAGGUCCAGCAACCAUCAGCCAUCAUGCCCAGAAAUGCUCCUAAUCUUUAUUCAGGUAUUGAUAGUAAGACUAUGAAGAAAACCAUCAAGCAAGUUCUGACUCAGCACCAAGUUGACUUGAAUGAUGUUUUUGAUCUCUCUCUGAAAAGUAUCUCUAAUGAGCUCCUUCAAGUUGGUAUCAUACCACAAGACAUCCACAAAUCCCCAACUUACGAUAAAAUAAUCGGAUCGUUUCUCUCUGGCAUUAAUUUCAUGCGCACUCAGUCUGAAGUAGAGAAGAGGAUUAAGAAGUUUUUGUCUGCUCUGACUAAUGUUGGAGGGCCAGUAGCUGAUGCUUCUGCUAUGAUACAAGAAGAAUGGGAACUAGCAAUGGAGAGUUCACAAUGAACUAUGACUGCAAUACUUUUUAUACACAACUUGCAAUCACAUGGAAAUCAAUAACCUGUGGUAAUUCAACUAUUAUUUUACACACACACACUCACCUGUCACAUUAUGUACAUGCUAUUUAUUAUUAAGCAUUAUUUAUGAAGUUAUUUUAUUUGUGACUUUAUGUUAUGAAUUUUGUUAUUUUGAA
This is a messenger RNA of Amphimedon queenslandica, 2498 nucleotides long. RefSeq lists its product as uncharacterized. Bases 356 to 2311 code for a protein of 651 amino acids. NCBI's taxonomy places the organism in Eukaryota, Metazoa, Porifera, Demospongiae, Haplosclerida, Niphatidae. The transcript has 12 exons. The record is from RefSeq and is a predicted model, not a curated record.